CUUAUGCAGCAGAUUGGUUGGUUCUCAGGGUGUUGAGAGAGAGGGAGAGUGAGCGGGAAGGGGUCAACAGAGAAUUAUGGACUAUCAGAACAUUAUAAAUCCUCUAUACAUCUGUGGCUUCUUCCUGACAAAGCUUGCCUCUCUGUGUCUUGAACUCCUCAGCUGUGUCCUGAUGAAGGAGACCCUCAGGUACUUGGCAGGCAUUGCAGGCCCGAGCGGUUACGGUUCCAACUCCACUGCCGAGCAAGUCACUGAGUUGCCCUCCUGGCCAUCAUGCUCACUCUUCUCUCCUCAGCUCACCGCCAUUGUCACCGGGGCAACUUCGGGAAUAGGAGCUGAAACAGCAAGGGUGCUGGCAAAGAGAGGGGUCAGAAUAGUAAUUCCAGCAAGGAAUCUCAGGAAGGCUGAGGAAGUGAAGGAGAAGAUUCUGAGGGAAUCUCCACGUGCUGAGAUUCUUGUUUUGGAGAUAGACCUCAGCUCAUUCACUUCCAUAAGCAGAUUCUGCUCAGAGUUCCUCUCCCUAGGACUGCCCCUAAACAUCCUCAUAAACAAUGCAGGAGUGUUCUCUCAGAAGAUGGAGUUCUCUGAGGAAAAGAUGGAGAUGACAUUUGCAACAAAUUACUUGGGGCAUUAUCUGCUAACUGAGCUGCUGCUGGAGAAGAUGAUAGAAACAGCCGCAGAAACAGGCGUACAGGGAAGGAUCAUCAAUGUUUCUUCGGUGAUCCACAGCUGGGUUAACAAGGAGACCUUCUGCUUCAACAAAAUGCUCAGCCCAAAGAUUUAUAAUGGGACCCGUGCAUAUGCUCAGUCGAAACUGGCCAACAUCUUGCAUGCCAAGGAAAUGGCAAGACAGCUGAAGGCAAGGAAUGCGAGAGUAACCAUAAAUGCAGUGCAUCCCGGAAUCGUGAAGACUGGAAUUGUUAGGGCACACAAAGGCUUUAUUACAGGCAUGACCUUUGCUUCUGCAGAUUCCCUAUAUUUCAUUGCAUCCAAAUUAUUGAAGACCAUAUCUCAGGGGGCAUCGACAACGUGCUAUGCAGCUCUGAGCCCCCAGGUGGAAGGGGUCAGCGGGAAGUACUUUGCAGACUGUAAUGAAAGAGCCUGCUCGGCUCUAGCGAAUGAUGAACGCGAAGCGAGAAAGCUAUGGAAGCAGACCCGAGUGAUGAUUCAGAGGCGGUUGGGUCAAUGACGAGAUUAACCGAAAAGAUUCUUUCUAAACAUAUACGAGCUCAUGAUUCGUGUAUAUAAAUAUAAGCCUAGAAUACUCGAAAGAGAAGAAAAAAUGUAGAACUAUAGGAUCUCAGAGUCUAUAACAAUAGACGAUGAAGAAGUGAAGUACAUGUAAAUAAGUUUCUUCACAACAGCAGGAACAAGUGUUACUAUUAUAGCAGAUCUAAUAAUGAUCAGCUCAUGUCAUCUCAAAAUCGAAAUGAAAUCCCAGAAAAUUUCUUUCA
Molecule: messenger RNA, 1454 nt
Organism: Punica granatum (pomegranate)
Lineage: Eukaryota; Viridiplantae; Streptophyta; Magnoliopsida; Myrtales; Lythraceae
Source: RefSeq, a predicted model, not a curated record